UUCUCGCAUGAUACCUAUAGAGUAUCUAUCCACUCUGCCACUUUCUUUUAUCUCCAUCAUCAUUUUCAGGUAUUCCAAGAGUUGCUGGACAACAUUAGCAACUAACUAAUGUGAAGCAUUUUCAUAGGAAAGCACCUCGUAUGCCUUCUUUGCUCUCACACGAGCAAAACGCUUUCGAGGAUUUGAAAUGGACGAAAAGAAUACGUCCGAAGCAGCUACAUCAAAAUUCAGAAGCUGCAUCCUUGCAAAUCUCAUUUCAAGUUUUCCAAGAGCGGCGGCCUUCAAGAUCACCAGAGCCUUUGCUUAGUCACACCACAUCGAACAUCACACUACAAGAAAAAUUUCCCAUCAGGCUCGUCACUUUCUUCAUUCGACAACGCAUUCCUGUACUGUACCACGAUGGCAAACCUACCGAGUAAUUCCAUCAACUCAACAUCCACUCCACCAUGGCCUCCCGGCGAGUUCACGUUGAGACCCUCAACUACAGGACCGGAGGGUUCCAUCCCGUGCAUCUGAACGAUGUCUUCAAGAAAGGCCGAUACACCGUAAUACAUAAGCUUGGACAUGGAGGAUUCGCGACUGUUUGGCUUGCUCGCGAUAGUAUCCGUCAGCGAUACGUUGCACUGAAGAUCUUGGCAGCACGUCUAUCACGUGACUGUCCUGAAAUCGAGACUUUGAGACGACUUCGGAACAGUGAGAACCACGAAGGGAAGACUUAUGUGAUGAGCUUGCUUGAUCACUUCUGGAUUAAUGGCCCGAACGGUAAACACUUAUGUGUUGUUAGUGAGGUUGCCGGUACGAGUAUCAAGCAAUUCAAUGAAUGUCCGGGGUUCAAAAGCGGUACGAGGAGAUUGAGAGCAGAGGUAGCAAGAAGUGUUGCUCUACAAGCAGCAAAAGGCUUAGCUUUCAUUCACUUUACUGGAACUGUCCAUGGUGACUUCACGACUGCGAACAUCCUUCUUCAGAUCGCAAACAUUGACGAGUGGUCUAUCGAUCAGAUCCAUGAACGACUUGGCUUUCCGCAAACACAGGGUCUCCAUCGCGUCCAGGGUGCAAAUGAGGAUACAUCCGCGCCCAAAUACACUGUCGAAGCAAUAAGCAUGAAGCAAGUUGAUCCGCAAUGGCUCUCGGAUCAGAUCAUGAUCAUCGACUUUGGCAUCUCAUUUUUGGAGGUAUACUCAUCAUCUGAUUAUGGAACGCCAAAGAGUUAUUGUGCCCCUGAAUUCAACUUUGAUACGAAACGAAGUAUGAAAUCGGAUAUCUGGGCACUCGGCUGCACUAUUUAUGAGAUACGAACAGGUUCUUGCUUAUUUGGAUACAGAGGGCAACCCACGCGAAACCAAAUUCUUGCAUCAAUUGUGCAGAUAAUGGGACCGUUACCGGACUUGUGGUGGGAUACUUGGGACGAAGGUCGGAAGUGGUACGAAGACUCAAUUGCUCAAGAUGGUCAGCUUUGCAAAUUUCCGCAAGGGAAACUUCAUGAAUGUAUCAUGGAGAUCGGUUUGAGAGACGGCGACGCCACCACGUCAUCCUCUAAGCUCAGAAAUAUAGAAAUUAAGGGCGACACUCCUCCUAACGUGGAUAAGAGGAAGUCUUCCACCUCCCAGAUGCAUCAGGUCAGCACGAGUCAUCUCGUCGCCCUGGUGGAAGAGCUUACCACUAGUGAAGCAGCAGAAGUGAUGGAACUUGUCAACAAGCCUAACACAGAAUCGUCGGAAGACAAACCACAGUCUGGCUCCUCUGGCGAAAAACCGAACUCAGGCUCAUCGGGAGAGAAACCCAAUUCUGGCUCAUCCGGCGAGAAAGCGAAUUCGGGCUCAUCCAACAAAAAUCAAUAUGGUUCAGGUUCCUCGGGCUCAAAGGGCACAGAUAAGACUGUUUCAUCAGAAGGACUUUCCACAGGCUCGUCUCACCCACUAGGUAUUCCAUUAGGAAGUAUUACCGACGAGGGACAUCAGAAACCAAAAACGCCGGAGCAAGUACUAUCGCCGAAACCUACGAUCGACUUCCUUGAGCCUGCUGGAGUCACCAUCUCUGUUCUUGAAGGCAACGAUCUCGAAAGUCUUUUGAGAGAGACUUUACAAUUCCUUCCCGAAGAUCGUCCUGGACCAGCGGAAUUGUCAGCACAUCAUUGGUUUCAUGACAAGUAUGGAGUCGCUGUGGUGAAGCUUGUGGCGCCGGCAACUUGAGAGAGCGAAGAAUGUUAGCAAGUGUGCAUCUCAAAAUCAGCGACAACGCCGGAUUAGUAGGGCAAUAUCAGUAUUUCAGGGUAUUUAUUUUGUGUUUGGGUCAUCUUAAUUUGGAUUAAACAAGAAAGUUUCAAUAUACCACGGGCCGCAGCCAUUAACGUUCUAUUUGGUAGCCCCCGUACAAUAAUAAAAAGCGAAUUUCUUCUCGGGGUGGCAGUGUUUGCUGUUCAUUAAAACUCUAUCGAAACACUUU
This is a messenger RNA of Mollisia scopiformis, 2442 nucleotides long. RefSeq names its product kinase-like protein. Gene Ontology annotation, biological process: spliceosomal complex assembly; protein phosphorylation; regulation of mRNA processing. Gene Ontology annotation, molecular function: ATP binding; protein kinase activity. The record is from RefSeq and is a predicted model, not a curated record. NCBI's taxonomy places the organism in Eukaryota, Fungi, Ascomycota, Leotiomycetes, Helotiales, Mollisiaceae. The coding region runs from base 447 to 2189 and encodes 580 amino acids. The transcript is spliced from 2 exons.